AGCGCACUCUCGGCCGCCAUGACAUGCAGAUGCCAUGCUGAUUACAAGAUUCCGUAAUGGCUGGGGGGCGCCCAGAACCCCUUGGAUGGAAGAAAUUAAGCGCCCGUCGCUGUUCAAGCGUUAGCGCCACCCACUUUUCCAGAAUCCUAGGCGGCGCAGCCAGAUUCAGACAGUGAUUGCAGAAAAUGUCUGUUGUUAUAGUAAUUAAAUUGUUAAAAAUGUCCGGGUAUUAUUGUAGUUACGUAUGCUUAGCAGUAGCUGUUGUUUAGAUGGACAUUGAGCUAAGGGUGAAUUCACACCAUGUGAAAAAUUUCUGUGUGUGGGAAGUAGGCUGCCUACUUGCAUUAUGCUGAAUAAACACUGCUAAAAGAUUUCAUGUAAUUUUAAAGACGCAAUAGUUAAUCCCAACUUUUACGAUGUAUUCUAGAUUUUCCUUUCACUGCAAUCUAUUCAAAUAUUUUAAUUUUACGUACGGCCUGGUGUAUGGCUUCUCUAAGCAGUUUUGGCUAAAUUAAUACGUAAUUUAUAUGUAAUUGUUACAAAUCCUUCAUUAGCAUUACCUACUCCUAUUAUUUCUGUACAUGUACACAUGUGAAAGGCAUGACAACGUCACUGUUCAGGUAUACCACAGACCAAUGAUGUAUUAAGUGAAUGUGGGAAGGUGAUGUGAGGUUUCAAAAGCAGAGAUAAAACGCAUCUGAGAAUACGCUGUGAAGAGGCUGAGGACCUAAUGCAGGCGCGUCCCAAAUAGAUUCUCUCUGCCCGGUAAAUAGGUUGCGCGAGAACCUCCGAACCCCACAAGAUUGUAACUGCGCACUUUAUCUCUACAAUUGAAAUAAUUAAUCGCAUUUUUUAAAUCACUUAAUCUCCCCUUAACCUCCGUGGCAAUGAGGAGUACUUGUGCGCUGUUGCCUUUGACAUACCUGGCUACCAACUUGCAGAAUUCGCGAGCUCGAGUGUACAAUGACUCGUUGUUUGAGAGAAUUGCUGAAGCUGCUGCGAACAGGUCAAGUUUUUACACUUUGGACGACAACACUUUGGCCGAUUUGCAGUUUCUGAUCGGAAAGAAGAAAUAUGGUGCAGAAUCUCAGAAUCCGACCAUCAAAUCUCUAUUAAUCAUAGCUUACUCAUUCAUUAUAAUCAUCUCCCUCUUUGGAAAUAUUCUCGUUUGCCACGUCGUGAUAAAAAAUAAAAGGAUUCAUUCUGCCACAAGUUUGUUCAUCGUGAAUCUGGCUAUCGCUGACAUCCUUAUUACCCUCCUCAACACCCCAUUCACUUUGGUGCGUUUUGUGAACAGUACCUGGGUAUUCGGAAAAGGCAUGUGCCACAUCAGUAGAUUUGUGCAGUAUUGCUCUUUACACGUGUGCACACUCACAUUGACUGCCAUAGCACUGGAUAGACGGCAGGUUAUUUUACAUCCAUUAAAGCCAAGAAUGUCCACAAUGCGAGGCGUAGUCUGCAUUGCAGUGAUUUGGUUGAUGGCUACCUGUUUUUCCCUCCCCCACGCAAUCUACCAGAAGUUAUUCACAUUUGUGUACAGCAAAGACAUACUGCGCAGUCUGUGUCUCCCAGAUUUCCCUGAGCCCUCAGAUCUCUACUGGAAGUACAUUGACCUGGCGACUUUCAUACUGUUGUACAUGCUACCACUCCUCAUCAUAACUGGGGCCUACACCACCGUGGCCAAGAGGUUAUGGCGGCGAAAUGCCAUCGGUGAUGUAACCACAAAGCAGUAUUUUGCCCACCGAAAGAAGAAGAAGAAGACAAUCAAGAUGCUGAUGGCAGUGGUUGCAGUGUUUGCCAUCUGCUGGUUCCCCCUCAACUGCUAUGUGGUGCUUAUCUCUAGCCAGGUCAUCCACACAAGCAAUGCCCUCUACUUCUCCUUCCACUGGUUUGCCAUGAGCAGCACCUGCUACAACCCAUUUAUCUAUUGCUGGCUCAAUGACAGUUUCCGUGCUGAGUUGAAGUACCUGGCGGGCAUGUGCCGGAAGACCCCGUGCAGGGCACCAAUGCGCUCGCAGCCCACCACAGCCCCCAUUCACCGUGUUGCAUGGGCUGAGAGCCAUGCUGCCUCCUCUCACACCCAGGCAAAGGAGAGUCAUGGCCUGCACUCCACCUCCCACACCCAAUCCGGUAAAACAGACAUCCUCUCUGUGGAGCCCAUCGUGGCUGUCAGCUAAAUCUCCCAGAUGGUGGCUGCCAGAUGAAGACCCCUCCUCUAUUCAUCUACCUUCAAAUAAACUGCCCCAUGCAUCCUUAUUGUCAAAAAAUUCACACUGACUGCACAACAUGGGUUGAGGGUCACAGUUUGAGUCAUUUAUAAUGAUAUAUGUUCAUAUAUAUGCACACUGUCCCACAGCCAUAUCCCUCUGAGGCAUUUCCUGCUAUACUGCUGAAGAAUCGUACAGCUGGGCAUUGUUACUUGAUUGUGGGAACUGGAAGUACUAGGCUGCUUUUCCUGGAAGUAAUCUUUGUACUGGACCAAGUAGGAAAGAAAUUCAGUUUUCUACCACAACAAAAGUGAUAUUGUGCUGUAGUCAGUAUAUUUUGGAAAAUAUGUUUAUCAAGGUCUUGAUUCAUCAUGGUAUGUAAGGCAGAAUGUGAAUGUCAAGUAUUCCAAAGCAUUCCAUUACAUUUACAUUACAGGCAUUUAGCAGACGCUCCUAUCCAGAGCGACUUACACAACUUUUACAUAGCAUUUUUACACUGUAUCCAUUUAUACAGCUGGAUAUAUAGUGAAGCAAUUUCGGUUAAGUACCUUGCUCAAGGGUACAACGGCAGUGUCCUACCCGGGAAUCGAACCUGCGACCUUUCGGUUACAAGCCCAGUUCCUUACCAACUGUGCUACACUCCAUCCUUCUAUUCAAAAACUUCUAUUCGUUGUAAGCACUGCAAAAUGUAAUUUCACCAUCCGUGGAUAUAUCCAGAUAUCUGUUUGUCUCCUCUCAUGCAGACAACCUUCAGGAUUUUUCCUGUUUUGUAAAAUCUUUGGUGGGCUGCACAAAUACAAUUUUGAGGUGGCAAAUGAAAAAAUUAGAAAGUUGAAUUUAAAUCUACUCGAAGAUUACAUUUUAAUAAAAUCCUGUUUUAGAUCUGCACAAGAGUGGACUGUGGUGUGAUGAAGUCAGCCACCCUCACAGGGCGCAUAUUACUCGAUCAGAAGUCAGGACAAAUGGGGCCGGGCAGUCAAUGUGGCAUCAGAUGCCAAACCAUCUGUAUAGAGCACUUUUUUCACAGUCGUUAUAGUUUUGUGGCAGAGGUUUGGCAGGUGAUGUGCAAAAGCAUAUAUAAGUACAGACAACAACCAUACUAUUUUUUCUUGAACUGUCUGUCUAUUAAACAAGUGCGGUGUUGGAAAUUUCCUGGCAACAGAGAGAAGUGGAUGAGAAAAGCAUCUACUCGACCAUAUUCAUCAAGCUAGUGAGUCAUAUUCAUUAAGCCAGUCUAGCUAGCCAAUGCAGAUCUGAAGAGUAGCCUAGAUCAGUGGUUCCCAACCUUCGGUCCUGGGGGACUUUUGUGUAUGCUGGUUUUCAUUCCAACCACAGUUGAAUUCCAGAAUUUUAACAAGCGAGGUACUUUGCAUGUUUAGAGGGAUGAUUUAUUCUCUUCAGUGACAUUAUGUCGGAAAUAGCUACACAUGCCACAAAGGAUAAAAAUCCCAUGUUCACAUUGUGCUAAUUGUGCUAUAUUGCACACAAUUACAUAAAAAGGAUAAAUACAUUUUUAACUGAUCAAAUUAAAGACUGAGGACAAUCAAAAGGCUCCCAAUUGCGUUGUUGAACACCUGUCUUCAAGGUCUUUCAUAAUUUUUAAUUCCUUAAGUUUAUUAAAACAAUGCAGGUUUGGCUUGUUAUCAUUUGCUUGGUCUUUUAAUUCUUCAUUACUACAAAAUGGAAGGUUUGGUGCCCAUGUGUCCUUACUUUCACCAAUUAGGAGCACAUUGAUUCACCUCAGCCUUUAAUUUGAUCAGUUAAAUAAUUGUGUUACCUCUUUAUGUAAUUCUUUGCUAUACUGCACACUAAGCAAAAGAUGUUAAUGUUCUCACAUGAGAGUUUGUGUUUCAUUUAUUAAUGCAGACUGAUAUUUCAGUAAAAUUAAAGUUGAUUCAGUUUCAUUUGAAUCAUUCACCUUCAUUGGUCUUGGGCUUGUUCUGCCAGAGAGAGGGUGGGUUUGACUGUGUAACAUCCACUUAAACUACGAGUGCAGAGAGCAAAUAUCGAUUGUCCAAUCUACAGUCCACAUCCCAAUGCACCAAAUCAGAGCAUGGUUACCAUCUGUGAUGUAUUCAAUUGUUAAAUAUUCUGUCUAGUAUGGACAUCACAUCAAUACAGUGAGUACUAUAAGAAAAUGUAAUUAAAUUAAAACAGGGAAGGGAGUGGGGAUCUAUGAGGUCAGAGGACUCAGUGUUCUGACUGAUUUAAAAAAAAAAAACCUGUUGCUACUAUGUUCAUUGCCUUAGCUCUGUAUUUGCUGAUGUGCUUUUUAAUAUGGAAGAAAUGACAUAA
Messenger RNA from Anguilla anguilla (European eel), 4502 nucleotides. RefSeq names its product probable G-protein coupled receptor 83. Bases 888 to 2177 code for a protein of 429 amino acids. The transcript is spliced from 4 exons. Gene Ontology annotation, cellular component: membrane. Lineage: Eukaryota; Metazoa; Chordata; Actinopteri; Anguilliformes; Anguillidae. The record is from RefSeq and is a predicted model, not a curated record. Gene Ontology annotation, biological process: neuropeptide signaling pathway. Gene Ontology annotation, molecular function: neuropeptide Y receptor activity.